Musa acuminata AAA Group (dessert banana) is the source of this 1860-nucleotide messenger RNA. Its product is annotated as plasmodesmata-located protein 2-like. The transcript is spliced from 3 exons. The record is from RefSeq and is a predicted model, not a curated record. Gene Ontology annotation, biological process: plasmodesmata-mediated intercellular transport; transport of virus in multicellular host. Gene Ontology annotation, cellular component: plasmodesma. The coding region runs from base 550 to 1479 and encodes 309 amino acids. Lineage: Eukaryota; Viridiplantae; Streptophyta; Magnoliopsida; Zingiberales; Musaceae.
GUAAACUGGCUUAUGAUGUGGGUCGAGCAAUCCAGGGCACGGGUUGGCGUCCCAUACCCACAUUUCAAGCAGGACGGAGAACGCAGGUAUAGUUGAAAGAUGUCCAAAGGAUAAAUUAGUUUGAUUGAAAAAGAUUAGUGCCCCUAUCUUUGAGGAGGAGUUGAAUCGAAGCCACGGUCGCGCGUCGCAGAGAUUUAUGCCCCUAUCCGGUCCCCCACUGUUCACGGCCACGUCCACCACGCCCCAUCGUCUCCAAAUCUCCAUUGUGAGUCUUAAAGCUUAAAGGUGGAGAAGGUAAAAUCCAUCCAAAGCGCGACACACUGUCGAAAGAAAAAGUCCCCAACGCACUUCCUUCCGGGCUCCCUGUCGAAAGAAAAAGUCCCCAAAUCAAAGUUGUAAAGGUGAAAGGGGAUCCCACUGUCUCUUUCCCCGCUCCCACCGCAGGGUGACCCAGAAGAGCUAGAAGGGGAUUAGAAUAAGAACCCGCAAAAGAAGAAAAGUAGGGGAUAGAGAGAGAGAGAGAGAGAGAGAGAGAGUAAACCCUAGUCGAUGGGCAUCUCUAGAGCCCAACACCACCACCGCCACCGCCACUCUUCCUCUCCUCCCCGAAACUCCAGAACCCCAUUCCCACUCGUUACCAUAACCUUAACGAUUCUCCUCCCCGCCGUGGCGGGUGACCUCUGCACCCUGGUCUAUAAGGGCUGCGCCAACCAGACCCUCUCCGGCAGCGGGGCAGCCUACAUGCAACCCCUCGCCGCCCUUUCCUCCGCACUCACCGCGCGAGCUGCCGCUGCCAAGUUCUACAAAACCACCACCUCCUCGGCCGUCGGCGGCCAGCCCCUCUUCGGUCUCUUUCAAUGCCGCGGAGACCUCUCCCCCUCCGACUGCUCCGCCUGCGUCGGCUGCGUGCUCCCCAUGUGGACGUCCCUCUGUGGCCCCGCCGCCGCUGCCCGUGUCCAGCUUAACGGGUGCUACGCCCUGUACCAGGUUUCCGGCUUCCCGCAGGUCUCCGGCACCCAGAUGCUCUACAAGGCAUGCGGCUCCGGCGGCGGCGGUGGCGGCUUCGAGGUGAAGCGCGACACGGCCUUCGCCCAGCUCCAGAGCGGUGUCGCCGGCGGCCAGGGGUUCUACGCCACCAGCUACGCCUCCGUCUACGCCAUGGCGCAGUGCGAGGGCGACCUCUCCGCCGGCGACUGCAGCGAGUGCAUCGCCCAGGCGGUCCAAAAGUCUGAAGUGGAAUGCGGCGGCGCCGCCUCCGGCCAAGUCUACCUCGACAAAUGCUACAUCAGCUACAGCUAUUACGCCAAUGGCGUUCCCCACGGAGGCGGCGGAGGAGGCGGAGGAGGCGGCGGCGGCGGCGGAGGGGGGCAAACAGAGAAAACAGUGGCCAUAGUGGUGGGAGGGGCAGCAGGGGUUGGAUUCUUGGUGAUCUGCUUGCUGUUUGCCAGGAGUGUAAUGAAGAAGAAGGAUGAUUUUUGAGGACUGGUGGUGCCAGGAAAGCAACAGAGGAGUAAUUGUUGGGAAUUUGGCUAUGGAGAGGGAAAGAUGUCCUUGUGAAACAUUGGGCUUCAGGGACAGGAGGGAUGGAGUGGAUGUUUGUCCCUUUGGUAAGAGUUGAUGGAAUGCUGAAGAGGCCCGCCCUCCCUUUGGCUGCUUCCUUUCUUCGCAUGGGUGUCAUCCACCAUGUGAGGGAGAGAAUAAUGUGUCGGAUCCGAUCUGCGCUGACUCCCUGUAAGGAGAUGCUCUUUGUUUCAUCAUCAUCAUUAUGUACAUCUGCCUCUGGGUAGGGAGGGAUGUAUGUAACCCUAUACAGAUUCAAGGGAAUAUUCUCGACAGAAAACAUAGGCUGGAUAACCUUCA